This is a messenger RNA of Diachasmimorpha longicaudata, 6104 nucleotides long. RefSeq names its product vascular endothelial growth factor receptor 1 (gene Pvr). Gene Ontology annotation, cellular component: signaling receptor complex; plasma membrane. Lineage: Eukaryota; Metazoa; Arthropoda; Insecta; Hymenoptera; Braconidae. The record is from RefSeq and is a predicted model, not a curated record. The coding region runs from base 157 to 4422 and encodes 1421 amino acids. Gene Ontology annotation, biological process: positive regulation of kinase activity; protein phosphorylation; cell surface receptor protein tyrosine kinase signaling pathway. Gene Ontology annotation, molecular function: ATP binding; transmembrane receptor protein tyrosine kinase activity. The transcript has 19 exons.
CACACCCGAAGAAGUAGUUACCAUUGUACCACGCAGUGGUAAACAACUCGUUGCCCACCCAUUCACCUCCCGACACGUGUCAAAGUAAUUCAAAUAUUUGUGCGAUGACUGUCUGAACACGUGAAUGUUUUUUUUUUUGAAGGAAAGUGCUCAAAUAUGAAUUCUCUACUGAAAAUUCUGCCGAUUUUGUUGUUUACGGAGUGCACUGGAAUUAUAGAAGUGGUCAGCUUAAAGCCUGAGAUAGUGCCUAAUGUUGAAGAGCUGCAGAUUGAUGAGGGUCAACCAAUGGAGAUUACUUGCAGUAGUAAUUCGCAAGAGAUAAAGUUUCAUUAUCCUGUGGAAUCCGAUUAUGCAACUACAUCCCCGGUUGAUAUAAACUCUUGGGAGGUCGAACGCAAACAUUACGCUACGUUACGAAAGCCAAAAACGACAUAUGAAGACACAGGUUACUAUGGUUGCGCCGAAAGUGGGGUUUUCAUCGAUCAAAAUGUCCACGACCAGCCUAACGUGAACUGGAUCUACGUUUAUGUGAAAUCUAAUACGAGUUGGUUUGCGCCAAGUUCAGUUUUCGAUGCCAUACACAGUAAACUUGGAACCUCAGCCAUCAUUCCAUGUCGUCCGACUUCUCCAGAUUACCACGUCAUUCUUGAGAAGGAUACUGAUCAACUACUUGAAGUCGGUGAAAAACUAUCAUUUAACCCGAGAGUAGGAUUCACUAUACAUCAUCUUACUGUACCAGAUAGUGGCUGGUACAUGUGUAAGAUAAAACUGGAUGAUGAGGCCCUUGCCGGAAUGACCUAUAUCUUGCAAGUCAAUAAUGUUCCGGAUCUUGUUCCACCUAUCAUAGAUGAAUCUCCACUGCGACAUGUCACACUCGGUCAAACGCUUCGAGUAAAUUGCAGCAUUGAGAUGAGGAGUGCUGACAUACCCCACUCAUUGAAUUGGACUCUACCAAAUCAAAGUUCCCGAUUCAAAAUAAUGUCCUACAGCGCGAAUUUGAGUCAGACGAUGGUGAAGACAACUAGCCAGCUACAAAUUGUAGACAUUCAAAAUGAGGAUGCUGGAGAGUACAGAUGUUCAUUGCUGACACAUCAUGGCAUCACGUCAACCAAUACUACUCUGACGAUUCACGAUCCCAACUACAAAUUCAUCAAACUGACGCCGCAAAGCAAUCGUACACAUUACGUAUUAUCGGAAGGUGCACAAAUUACGUGGAUCGUCACAGUUGACGCUUACCCUCCACCAAUACUUACAUGGACUUUCAUUGAUGCAAACGGGGAAACCGCAAUAAACAAUUCAUCCAAACGCAACAUUUCCACUUCAAGUGUUAAAACAACAUUAGUGAUAACAGACUUAGAGAUCUCUGACAUGGGGCAAUAUAAGCUACGUGCGAUAAACAGUGAUGAACAUUCAAAUGAGACCAAUGAGUCACUCGAUUUCUCGCUGGAGGUCACAUCAAGGCCCUAUGUCGAAGGGUUCGAUCUCACACCGUAUUACUUACCCAAUUUGUGGAUGAAUACCACGUGUCAUGUUGUCGGUUACCCGGCACCGAGGAUAUUGUGGUCAUUUACACCGCUCAGUACAAUGCAGGAGAUACAGCUGAAGGGAGACGAAUCUUUGAAGUUCACGGAGACUUUUUCGACUGUUAAACUGUGGACCAAUGCCAGUGGAUUCCUCAACUGUUCCUCUUGUAAUAAGCUUGGGUGUGAUUCUGUGGAACACCGACUGGUUAUAGCAGAGAUAGAAGGAGGAUUCGGAAUUAUUCCGCCGAAACAAGAGGAUGUGACCACUGAUGAUGACGUUGUAUUGACAUGUCUCGCAGCAAUAUAUAACUAUACUGAUAAUGUCAGAUGGAUGUAUGAUAAUGGAUCAGAUAUUACCAAGACCAAUCGAAUCAGUCUGCAUUAUGAACAAUCGGAAUAUACGUAUCAGGCAAUUCUACGGAUAAAUUCAGUGCGUCAAACCGAUGAGCAAAGAUACAGUUGCAAGGGGAUUAUGAUUCCGGACGUAGAUGUUUAUGACUAUUAUCACCUUUAUGUUAAAGAUCCUUAUAUUCCUCGCCUGCUGCCAGACACAAAUCUGAAUCAAUCGGAGAAUAUUUAUAACGCUGGCAUAGAUACAUUGGAAGCAAUAGUCUUGAAUUGUUUCUUUGAUGGAAUGCCCAAGCCUACGAUUACCUGGUUAAAGGAUGAGGUACCAAUUGAUUUCGGCGAUGCAUCUUCCGAUGCUCUUCGAGAUUACACCCUGGACAAUAAAAACCAAUCCCUCCGCAUUGAACACUUACUCGAACGUGUGAGUGGUACAUACACUUGUAAAGCGACCAACAAAGUGGGAUAUACAUCAUCCUGGCAGAAAAUAACGAUCAAGAGCAAGGAAGUAUCGACCGGUCUUAUAGUUCUUAUAAUUGUUUUGAUAGUCGUCGUGGUUGUCCUAGUUGUUUUCUUCAGUAUCAAGGUCCACCGAGAGAAGAAAAUACGACAUCAAUUGAUGGAAGCAGGUUUGACCAAUUUCGAAGAGGGCGCGCUUGAAUGUCUGAAUUCUGCAUUGCCGGUGGAUGAUCAAGUAGAAUUUCUACCGUAUGACAAGAAAUUUGAGUUUCCAAGGGAACGUCUGAAAUUCGGUAAACAAUUGGGACAUGGAGCGUUCGGUGUCGUAAUGAAAGCCGAAGCCCGAGGAAUAAUGGAAGACGAAGACACGACAACAGUUGCAGUGAAGAUGGUGAAACGUUCUGCAGAGUCCAUUCACAUUCGAGCACUUGUCAGUGAGCUCAAGAUCAUGGUUCACCUUGGUAAACACUUAAACGUUGUCAACCUCCUCGGUGCCUGUACUAAAAAUAUCGCAAAACGUGAAUUGCUGGUAAUUGUGGAGUACUGUAGAUACGGAAAUGUGCAUAACUAUUUGUUCCGUCACAGAUCGGACUUUGUAAAUCAAAUAGAUCCGGCCACGGGAAAAAUGGAUGUGUCUAUCGGGUCGGAUUUACUGAAUCGUACACUCAGCGUGGGAAGCACUAAUAGGAUAAAAUAUGCGACCUUAUCAUUUUCCCGUACUCUUAGCUUGAGCUCCAACGGCGAUUCAGGGCCAUACAGUCCCGAUCCUGAUUCACAGGGUGUGACUAUGACACCGGAUGGAAUGGCACUCAGCAAUAAUUCCGUUCAGCCUGCCUGGCGAUCAAAUUAUCGGGGAGAUUACAAGGAUAGUAAUCUGAAACCCAUAUGCACACAAGAUCUAUUAUCUUGGGCAUUCCAAGUUGCUAGAGGAAUGGAAUAUCUAAGUCAGAGGAAGGUACUUCACGGAGACUUAGCAGCAAGAAACAUCCUCCUCGCCGAAGACAAAGUCGUAAAAAUUUGUGACUUUGGGCUCGCCAAAAGUAUGUACAACGAUGACAAUUACAAGAAGCAGGGCGAUGCGCCUCUUCCAAUCAAAUGGAUGGCGAUAGAAUCAAUAAGAGAUCGACUAUUCUCAACACAAUCAGAUAUCUGGUCCUUCGGAAUUGUUCUCUGGGAGUUCUUCACCCUCGCCAAGACUCCCUACCCAGGUAUGGAAGCUGAGAAACAGUAUACAAGGUUGAUCGAAGGCUAUAGAAUGGAGAAGCCCGAAUUUGCAACUGAAGAUCUUUACAACAUUAUGCUCCAAUGUUGGAAAGCCAAGCCGAGGCUUCGGCCAACAUUCGCGGAGUUGGUUGAGAGCAUUGGAAAUUUGUUGGAAGAGAGUGUCAAGAUGCAUUACGUGGACUUGAACACGCCUUACAUGGAUAUGAAUUUGCUUAUCAAGCACGAUUACUUGAAAAUGAUGUCAGCCCCUGACCACGAAGCUCUCUCCUCCCCUUCUUUAUACGUAAAUACUCCAUGUUUGCCCAAGGUCAGCACUACCGAUGAUCGGUAUCUCUGCAUGACUCCAUCAACUUACAAAAAUGAUACGGAUGACGUAUUCCAUCCUAGAGUCCCUGCUCAAGAAACGCACUUCGAAUUUCCCAUACCUCAGAAACAUCAGGUCCACUCGGACUCCGAGUCAGAGGCGGUGGAAUUCGCUCCGAUGCUGAAACCCAAUGAGGAUGAUACGUACUUACAACCGAUAAAUGUCGCAGAACGCCGAGCGGAAUUCACCAGACAGCGACAAGCGAUGAAGACGAGCGCGGUUCCUGUGAAGAACUCUAUGGAGAGGGACUCCGGGUACUGCAACACCCCACAUAAUUUAAAAAGCUUCGAUCUAAAUGUAGGUGAUGAGAAAGAUCAUAUUGAUGAUACGGCGAGUAGUGAUAACAGGAAGGGCGAGUGCAAUCCUGGACUGAUCAAAACUCAGGAUAACUACGUUAAUAUGCCCCGGAAUAAGAAUGAUCUGAGGAGGGAUUCUCCGGAUAGUUUCACCAAUCCCAGUUAUAUUCUACUCAAUGUUGAACAACAGCCUGGAAUAUCGGGUGUGUGAGUUUGCUUUUUACAAAAGCAAAUUCACUCAUAAUAUUCCACUGAAAUUGUAAUUGCUUCAUGAUGAAUGUCGAUAUAAUUGUGAGAUUGAGUAGCCAUUCGUGGCUUGUAUUAUAUUUAUAUAUUCUUUGGUGCCACGGCUGGGAUUCAUCAAGACCUAGCUUAAAGAUGUUCGCGAGAGGAAGGCGAAGAAUUAGUUAAGAGGAGAUAUUCUUAAUAAUCCCUACGUAUGCAAGUUGUUCGCACCGUUCGAUGGUCUAGUCGUGAGUCUGCUCCGCCAAAUGGUGACAACAUUCGGAUGAGAAUGAGCUCAGAAUCCCUGACGCUGCAGCGCUGAGGAAGACAUCGAAUCUUCAGUAGGAUGCAAUCGAAGCCGCAUACGGCGAUAACAAACAUGAGUACAAUCGUAGGAUCAUUAGAACUCAAAAUAAUGGGAGUAAUAUAUAGAAAAGUAUGACGGAUCCAAGAAGGCAGGUUUCUGGUAGUCUGGCCGACCCGUGAUCAAUGUUAACUGCUUCGGAUUCAUAUCCGUUCUGAGCCCCGGACAUUGAGUUUAAGUUUACUUGUCUAAUAGGUUAAUCUUGAUUAUCAAGAGUAUUCUAUAAUAAAUGUCAGCAUGACUGAGGAUCCUCGUCAUUAUUUGUAAAUUAUGUAUAGAAAAUUGCAUCAGAACUCAACGGGUCCAAAUUCUCCUUAUCGUAGAUCGAUUUUUUCUGUCGUUGUCCAAAAAUUAUGAUGACUUCUUAAAUUUGAUCAAAUUGUUUAACUCAUCCCAUUGUUGCGAAAUGCCCAUAACUUAGACAAAAAUCGACCUCUUUUAGUUAUUUUUUAAAAUUACAAUUCUUUGGACAAACGCUUCACACAAAAAUGAAUAAUACUUUUUUCCGUUCCUCUAUUGAUUGCUUCGCACAACUUCAAAAAAUCGACUUGUUUUCGAGGUUGAACUCUAUCCAAUUGACUGAUACUUUAUUGUGAAAGGGUAUCUCCUCCGGCUGUCACAAUGUCAUUCAAUUGAUUGAUAUUUGUUGCAUCUCUUGUGGUUCUCUCACUAAUAGAAUUCAACCGAGUUCUACAAUCAGAACAGAUAAAUUUCCAUCUUUUCUGAAUCACUGCUAUGAAUUUCCGUGAGUUCUCCAUUUUUUCUCCCCCUUAAAUGCUGAAUUGGCAAAUGUUGAAAUAAUAGUAGUGACAAUGAGAUUAUAUCAUAGAGAUUGUUUCCCGUUGUCGUGAGAAUGUCUCCUCGUACGAUUCUGGAUACACCGGUGCUGUUUGCAUAUACAUAAACAUUUUUAUAUGAUUACAUGAAUCAAAUAUCGAUAGACUUGCCAGAAAAUCGUCAAGUUUUAUUGAUUGUGGGAUUAUAAUAUUUUUCCACCGUCAUGGUAAGAGGAAAAAUGAAAAGCACUAAUCACUUAAUGUUUUUACAUAUCUAAGGAUAGAAAAACAAACCAUAAAUACUUUUCACUUACGUGAGGUAGUACAUAAGUUUAUGUAAGCGACUGUAAAAUUUUAUACUUGUAAAGUUUCGAUAUCUUCAUUCACUCUGAUAGAAUAAGGCACAUCGUGAAUGGUAGUUUUAUUAUAAAUAUUUUUACUCCUUUUUAUAAUGUCUGUCAUCAUAUUUUUUUCAUAUUGGAUCGACCUGUAUGUAAACGUAUGGAUAAAUAUCAAACUAUAAAUCUA